UGUUAAAACGAAAGGGACGUUUAUCUAAAUAAUAUUUUGUUUUGUUUUAAUUCUUUAUAUUAUAAAUUUUAUUUCAAGAACCCUUAUGAACGUUUUUAUUUUAUUAAAAAACCUAUUGUGAAUGAAAAAAAAAACGCCUUGUCAAUUGUUUUAAAGUUUUUGAACAAUAACAAUUUUUUCGUGGUUGAAAAAUUUAAAUUUAAUGUGUAAAACUGUAAAAAAUAGUAAAUAUUAUUGACAAUCUUUAAUCAAAUAAAAUGAGAUCGUAGAAAUUAAGUAGAAUAAAUAAGUAUUCACAACAAAAAAAACAAGAACUAAAAACUUCAGAAAAAUGGAAAUCAUAAAUUUGGGAAAAUUCAAUUUUAUUAGUAUAUACACCUUAUUUCUAUUAAUAUUUAUUAUAAAACCAACGUUGGGAUUGAUUUCAUGUCCAAAACAAUACAUUUAUCAAAUUGGUACUAGAACAAUAUGUUCAUUAGGAAAUGAUACAUCAGUUUCGUGUGACAGUCCAUAUGUUAAAGAUGCUCUAGUAUCAUGUGCAGAUGGUUAUUUUAAUCAUUUACAUAAACAAUUAAUAAUAUGUGAUUUUAAUACCGGUAAAUGGUCAGAAAUUCCAUAUAGAUGUUUUCCACCUUGUUUACCAGGAUAUCCGGGUGAAAAUCCAUUAUUAGAUAAAGAAACAUUAUUGGGCAAUAGAGAAAAUAAUCGAUGGUAUGCUGAAAUUUUAAGAAGACCACCAAUUAACGGUGAACAAAAUGUUAUUCCAGCUGGUGUUUUAUCAGCUAAAAUGAUUUUCGUAUGGGAAAAAUAUUUUGAUCGAAAUAGUCAACAUGAUUUUUCAAAUUAUCUAGUGCGUGUAUAUAAAACACGAGCAAAUAAAUUAGAACCAGAAGAUUACAGAAUAGAAAGAAUUGUAUAUCUUGAUAAUGAUCCGGUGUAUACUAGUGGUGGAACACCUGAACUUGAACGGUUUUGUAUAUUAAUUUUAAGCAAAGAGAAAUAUAUUGAAAUAAAUCAAGAAUUGGGAAAUUUUUGUGUUAUAUAUGAUGGAAAAACGGAAUUAUGGGAAAAAUAUAGAUGGUAUAUUGAAGUUAUGAAGGCGAGACCAGAAAAUAAUUUAAUGCCACAAUAUCCUGAUAAAUGUAUUGUGCCUCAUGUUGAAAAAAGAAAAAUUGAUAUAAUGUGCUAUUCAAAUUUAUUGGAUGGUCCCUUACCUGAAUGUUCACAAACUGCGAAUGUUUUACAAACUAAAUGUCAAAUUGGACAUAUGAAAAGAAGUUCAAUGAAUGAUGAUGUGAUAUCAGCGUGUGUUGCCGGACGCUGGAUUAUUGAUGAUGCUGAUGGAAGUGAUUGUGAAUUAAUAUGUGGAGAAAGUGAAGAAUUUAUAAGUGAAACUAUUACACCAUUAAUACAUGGCGGUAGACAAGCUACUAUAAGAAGAGCACCUUGGCAUGCUGGAAUUUAUACAAAUAGCACACAAAAAUUACAUGAAUUAAUUUGUGCUGGAAGUAUUAUACAUAGAAAUAUAGUAAUAAGUGCAGCUCAUUGCUUUUAUGAUUCAUCCUUAAAAACAAUGGGCAUUGCUUCGGACUAUAUUGUAGGAGCUGGAAAACUUUAUCAUAAUUUCAGUAGAUCAGAAGAUUCUGAACAAUUUGUUAGAGUUUCGGAAAUACAUAUUAUACGAACAUAUGACAGUCAAAAAUUGAAAAAUGAUGUAUCAGUUUUAGUUGUAAAUCCUGAAUUUAUAUAUAAUUCACAUGUUAAACCCGUUUGUAUUGAUUGGACUUCAUAUUUUGAAUAUGAUCUUAAAAGUGGAACCGUUGGUCAUAUUUUUGGUUGGGGUGCUACUGAUCAAAAUAAUUUCUUAAGUGAAGAAUUACUUACAGUUGAUUUUAAAACAUUAUCAAGUGAACAGUGUAGAAAAUUAGAUAAUAGAUCAGAGGCAACAGCUGAAAAUUUUUGUGGAACAAAUGAUAAAGGUGCGACUGCAUGUAAAGGAGAUAGUGGUGGUGGUUUUGUUGUAAAAAGAACAAUAGGUGGUAAAGAACGUUAUACAUUAUGGGGUGUUAUUAGUUCGGGUAUCGGUUAUGAAAGUUAUUGUACAGAAAAAUCUUUAACUAUUUUUACAAAUAUACAAUAUUUUCAAGAGCCGAUUAAAGCAAUAAUAACAAAAAGUCGAAGAAAACUAAAUUCUGAUAAAUUAACUAAAAUAAUAUGGCAUAAAAUAUUUGCUCACGAUAUCUGGGCAGCACCAAAUUGGGUAGAAGAUGAAUUAAAUUUAAAAUUAACUUCGAAUCCAGAGCAAGUGAGAUUAAUAUCAGAUAUUAUAACUUAAAUAAUUAUAAGAAUGUGAAAUUUUAAAUGAAAAAAUUUAUUGAAAUAAGAAAUAAAUUAAUAAAAUGUUAAGGAAACUUUUUUUUCUCAAA
Molecule: messenger RNA, 2426 nt
Organism: Condylostylus longicornis
Lineage: Eukaryota; Metazoa; Arthropoda; Insecta; Diptera; Dolichopodidae
Exons: 4
Coding region: 332-2335 (667 amino acids)
Biological process (GO): proteolysis
Molecular function (GO): serine-type endopeptidase activity
Source: RefSeq, a predicted model, not a curated record